AUGAAUCCAUCUUCUCCAACACGCUCUACACAGAGCUCCCCAACUCAACAUCCACAAUCAAGCACCCUCAGCCAUCGGCCAAGCCCGCGCCAGCCCCAGAAACCAGGCACACCACCCAACAACUCCGCAAACGCCCCGAUCCCAGAUGACGACCAUGGCGCCGAUCUACCUAUGAAUAUGUCUGCAUCGGUCAUGCUGACCAACCUACCCCGUGAUGCGCACCAGGCACUUGCGGAUGUGGAGAGCAUUGAUUCGGGGAAAGUUACGGUUCGCUUUCAGCCUCUCCCAUCAGCGCCGAUUCUGAAAAACCGGGUAUUCAAGGUUAGCGCUUCGCAGAAAUUCGAAACGGUUGUCAAGUUCCUGCGCAAGAAACUUGACUGUAAAGAGACCGAUUCUGUCUUUUGUUAUGUCAAUAGUGUGUUUGCACCCGGGUUAGAUGAAGGGAUGGGCGGACUAUGGAGGUGUUUCAAAACGGACGAUCAAUUGAUCGUCGCUUAUUCAAUGACGCCAGCAUUCGGCUGA
Messenger RNA from Penicillium expansum, 522 nucleotides. Its product is annotated as ubiquitin-like protein ATG12. Gene Ontology annotation, biological process: autophagy of mitochondrion; autophagosome assembly; C-terminal protein lipidation. The transcript has 3 exons. The record is from RefSeq and is a predicted model, not a curated record. Gene Ontology annotation, cellular component: phagophore assembly site membrane; cytoplasm; Atg12-Atg5-Atg16 complex. Lineage: Eukaryota; Fungi; Ascomycota; Eurotiomycetes; Eurotiales; Aspergillaceae. Bases 1 to 522 code for a protein of 173 amino acids.